CUUUAACAAUAGAAUAAUUAUUUUUCCACAUACUAAUAAAUUUCCCCUAUAAAAAAUCCCAGUACAAAAUUAAAUUUAUUAAAAUAAAAUAGAACCCAAAUGCACGCGUUAAAAUUUUAAAAUAUUUACACCGAGAGUAAGUCCAUGAAAGAUAAAUUUAUAGUUUUUCAUCUCCAGUCUGCUGAGAUUUAAAAUAAAGCAACAGAUUAAAUGGUGCUCACAGGUGCCAUGGAAAGAAGAAUAAAAUUAAAAACACUUAAUAGCCACAUAACUUGUAAAAUAUGUCGUGGUUAUUUAAUUGACGCAACAACAGUUACCGAGUGCCUGCAUACUUUUUGUAAAAGUUGUCUAGUUAAACAUUUGGAGGAAAAACACACAUGUCCAACAUGCCAAAUAGUUAUACAUCAGUCACAUCCAUUACAGUAUAUAAGUUUUGACAGGACAAUGCAAGAUAUUGUUUACAAACUUGUUCCUGAUCUGCAAGAAAAUGAGAUAAAAAGAGAACGUGAGUUUUAUCGAGCACGUGGGCUGCCGUGUCCGAAAGAUGUGUUACCAAAUGCUGGUGAUGUUGAAGAUGAAAAAGCCUCGGCGGACGCACAUGCCGAGGCUGAUUAUCAUCGUGCUGAUGAACAAGUAAAUGUUUGUCUUGAGUGUAUUAGUAGUAAUUUAAAAACACUAAAAAGAAGAUUCAUAAGAUGUUCAGCACAGGCUACGAUAACACACUUAAAAAAAUUUAUUGCCAAAAAAGUUCUAAAUGGAUUGGAAAAAUAUCGUGAUAUUGACAUUCUGUGUAAUGAUGAACUAUUAGGUAAAGAUCAUACAUUAAAGUUUGUCUACGUAACACGAUGGAGGUUUAGGGACCCACCAUUAAGAUUACAAUACCGACCAAGAAUAGAUAUUUAAGUCAAUACAUAUAUUUAAUAAUUAAGAGUUAUUUUAUAAUUUAAAUAACUUUAAUUAUUCGACUACUCUUCCAGUUUAUUUUUAUUUCAACGUAAGGUAAAUGACCUAGUACCCGAUCAGUGAACUAGGACUCGAUCAUUACAUGUAUUUGUAUGUCAAUAUUUAGUAAAAUUUAGUGAAUAUAGAUAUACAAAUACAUGAGUAAUCGAGUACUAGUUUCCUAAUCGGGUAAUAGUUGUAUGAUUAGAUACUAGUUCCCUGAUUGAGUACUAGUUACCUGAUCAGGUAUUAAUUCACUGAUUGGGUACUAAUUCCCUGUUUGGGUACUAAUUCACUGAUCGGGUACUAGUUUCCUAAUCGGGCAAUAGUUUUAUGAUCAGAUACUAGUUCUCUGAUUGAGUACUAGUUUCCUGAUUAGGUACUAAUUCACUGAUUAAGUACUAAUUCCCUGAUCGGGUACUAGUUUCCUGAUUAGGAACUAAUUCACUGAUUAGGUACUAAUUCACUGAUUAGGUACUAAUUCACUGAUUAGGUACUAAUUCACUGAUUAGGUACUAAUUCACUGAUUAGGUACUAAUUCACUGAUUAGGUACUAAUUCCCUGAUCGGGUACUAGUUUCCUAAUCGGGCAAUAGUUUUAUGAUCAGAUACUAGUUCUCUGAUUGAGUACUAGUUUCCUGAUUAGGAACUAAUUCACUGAUUAGGUACUAAUUCACUGAUUAGGUACUGAUUCCCUGAUCGGGUACUAGUUUCCUAAUCAGGUAAUAGUUUUAUGAUCGGAUACUAGUUCUCCGAUCAUAUACUAAUUUCUUGAUCGGGUACUAAUUCACUGAUUGAGUACUAGUUUCCUAAUCGGGUAAUAGUUUUAUGAUCAGCAGGGUACGGAAGUUUGUGCUCAACAAUAAGAAUAAAAAAAAAAUAUUCACGCAAAUUUCUCUAUAUCAAAAUGACGAUCGCGAGCAAAUUCACCUACAUCAAAUUAAAAGAUAUAUUCAAAUUUCGAGUGUCAUCAAAGAAUGUCGAAAUUGAGGUCGUGAAAAGAAUAGGUCAAUAAAACUAUCAGCAAGAUAAUUAGCAAGACCAGUAACAAGACAAUUGUCUUGCUCGUCUUACUGGCGGUCUUGCUAAUUAUCUUGCUGGUAGUCUUGCUCAUUGUCUUGCUGGUGGUCUUGCUAAUUAUUUUUCUGAUUGUCUUAUAGACAUAUUUUUUUCACAACCACAAUUUCGAUAUUCUUUUAUAACAUUCGAUAUUUGAAUAUAUCUUUUAAUUUAAUUCACGUGAAUCUGCUCACGGACGUCAUUUUGAUAUAAAAAAAUUUGGGCGAAUUGUUUUCUUUUAUCCUUAUUGUUGAGCACAAACUUUUGUACCCUGAAUCAUUGAUCAGUUGCUAGUUCUCUAAUUGGGUACUAGUUGCCCGAUUAGGUACUGAUUCUCUGAUCAGAUAUUAGUUUCCUGAUUGAGUACUGGGUCACCUUAUCAUUAAUUAGCAAUCUAAGUACUUAUUGCAUAAUUAAAGAAGGCGUUAGCAAAUCACCCAAAGUAUUUUUUUUUUUGCAUUAACAUGAAUUUAAUUAUUUAAUUAUUUAUAUUUUUAAUUAAAUUAAUUAUUGAUUAUUAUUAUUAUUUUUAUAAGUGUGUUUAUAUUUUGUGUAGGGACAAUAGUUUUAAUGACUUGAUUUAUUUUUUUCUUGAAUCAUAUAUUAUUUUAUUUUUAAAUGACA
Microplitis mediator is the source of this 2624-nucleotide messenger RNA. It is a transcript of the gene l(3)73Ah, whose product is annotated as polycomb group RING finger protein 3. Gene Ontology annotation, biological process: regulation of transcription by RNA polymerase II. The transcript is spliced from 4 exons. The record is from RefSeq and is a predicted model, not a curated record. Bases 211 to 903 code for a protein of 230 amino acids. Lineage: Eukaryota; Metazoa; Arthropoda; Insecta; Hymenoptera; Braconidae. Gene Ontology annotation, cellular component: PRC1 complex.